Molecule: messenger RNA, 958 nt
Organism: Kockovaella imperatae
Lineage: Eukaryota; Fungi; Basidiomycota; Tremellomycetes; Tremellales; Cuniculitremaceae
Exons: 2
Coding region: 185-946 (253 amino acids)
Molecular function (GO): acyltransferase activity, transferring groups other than amino-acyl groups
Source: RefSeq, a predicted model, not a curated record
GCCUGUGCACCAGAUGGAAUCCUGAUGAGAGUCAUUUGAUUCAUCCAAGCAUCACUCUUGUACCGCUGUUUUCUGGUCUUCUGGUCUUCAUCGCUGAAUGACAUAAACUCAAUUGAUUUAGGACUCGUCAUCUUGUCGUCCUUACGCAGGCUACGAGCCACCAUCCUGUAGGCCUCAGCUCGCCAUGUCCCACUUCACCAUCCUACCCGCAACCGAUGCCGACGUCCAAGAACUGAUUCACGUCCUCCAAAUGACAUUAGGCAAGACAGCAAUGUACGCCGCGAUGAUGCCGUACGAUACGGACGGAUCUAUCCAGCGAAUGAUGCACGAAGGCAGGAUCCGAGGGGCUUUGAGAGAUCCAGCUGUGAGGCUGUUCAAAAUGGUGGUUAGCAGACGGGUCGAUACAGAGGUGACGGGUCCAGAUGAAGGUGAAGGCGAAUGUGCAGGCGAAAACGAGAGCAGAGAUACACUAUGCGGAUGCGUUGCGCUCAAGCUGGACGAAGGCCGCGUGGUCAAGAGUUCAUCCGAUGGAUCAGUGAGAACGGAAGCUGGGGACGCUAUCCGAUCUAUCACGUCUCUACCAGGUGGGAAUGAAGAUGCUCUGAGAGCUAUACUGGAGGGCGUAGCGAGAUUAUACGAUGGCAUGAGCGGAAGGCAUUACGGUAUCGAGAUGCUAGGCGUCUUGCCUGCGUAUCAGAAUCAAGGACUAGCAACGCGUCUCAUGGAGCAUUGUCUGCGCAUCACUGAUUCGGAAUCCCCUUCACUCCCGACUUGGCUCACUGCCCUCCCAGGGGCCAACAGCGUCUACACACGGCAUGGAUUCGUGGGCGUAGAUGAGGACGUAGUAGAUCUGAACGCGUAUGAUCCAACAGGCAGACACCUGGGAUCAUUCGCACAUCGAUCAAUGAGACGACCACCAAAACAGCCAGCUGGAGAGAAAGCAUAAGAAAGAAUAGAU